Molecule: messenger RNA, 1656 nt
Organism: Penaeus chinensis
Lineage: Eukaryota; Metazoa; Arthropoda; Malacostraca; Decapoda; Penaeidae
Product: zinc finger protein 771-like
Exons: 1
Coding region: 800-1294 (164 amino acids)
Biological process (GO): regulation of DNA-templated transcription
Molecular function (GO): RNA polymerase II cis-regulatory region sequence-specific DNA binding; DNA-binding transcription factor activity, RNA polymerase II-specific
Source: RefSeq, a predicted model, not a curated record
UGUGUGUGUGUGUGUGUGUGUGUGUGUGUGUGUGUGUGUGUGUGUGUGUGUAUGCAUGUAUGCAUUUAUAUACACGGUAUAUAAACAUAUAUUAUAUAUGUUUUAGAUAUUAUCGACAUAAUGUGUAUCCAUUAUUAAUGCGUCCUUUAGAGAAAACCACGAAGGCCGGAAGGAGGAGCCGGAUGAGCAGGGCGAAGGCGUCUUCGCGAGGCUGCUCCUUCAGGGCGUGGAAAGGCCCUCGGUACAUGUAUAUGUUUCUUGUUCUUCCUUUCGUUAUUUCGUUGCCAGCGCUCACUCAUGACAGCUGCGCCCUGGCCCUCCACGGCCCAGGACGAGGCCCUUUCACAGGGGUCGCCGGGUUCGGGCGCCGUGGAGGAGCAUCGACGUGACGCUGGGGCUCAGGGCGGGGCUUCAUCCGUUCAGUUUGUCGUUCUUUCUUUGUGGAUGACGGCGUCACGGUCCCUUGCUUUAACGGUGCCAUCGUUUAGGGCUGUGUGAACUCACGCAGAUUUAUGAUCCCACAAACGCGCAGAGAUGAACUCGUGGAAAUCCUAUUGGACGAAAGGGCUAGGCACGCGGAGGAAAAGUAUUUAGGGGAGGAAAGUUUUCGGUGGACGCACGAGAGCUAUUGAGGCUGAGGCAUUGCAAAAGCAGGUUUUACCAAGACUCAGGCGAGCCCUGUAGUGAGUGCAGGAAACGAGCUUUGCAUUAGCAAGGGCCAAGGGCGGGUUCAGUGGCCCGGAGGCGGGUGGCGGAGAGGGCGGCGCCGGCUCGAGGGAGGGACUGACGGCGGUGUUUUAUGUUGCAGUAUGACGAGGCCGAGCUCGAGGCCCGGGCGCCGGGCGACGGCUUGUACGGCGAGGCAGCGGCGGCGGCGGCAGCAGCAGCAGCAGCGGCAGCAGCAGGGCAUGGCGGCGUCGGUGGCGCCCUGGACGGCUUCCCCGCGGGUAUUACCUCGCAGGCCUUGCUGUGCCCACACUGCGGCCGCGGCUACACCCACCGAUCCACCCUGCGGCGGCACCUGCUGUCCCACACGGCCGACAAGCCGUACGCGUGCGGCAUGUGCGGCUACCGCGCCAUCCAGCGCUCGGACGUGACGCGCCACAUGCGCACGCACACGGGCGAGAAGCCGUACCCGUGCCCGCACUGCCGCCACCGCGCCUCGCAGUCCGGCGACCUCGACCGCCACAUCGUCGCCGUGCACUCCGACCUGUGCCUGGAGUGUCGCGUGUGCCCCCACCGCGCGCCCACGGAGGCCAGCAUGGUCAUGCACAUGAGGAAGAAGCACGCCUAGCCUCUCCGCGCCUGCCUCGCCCGCGGGACGCCCGCGCCUCGCGAAGGGGCGCCGGAGGAGGCGCCUCUUGGGCUUGUGGGCCGCGGGUCCGCCUCGCGAGGACCUCGGCUUCUCCGCCUCUCCUCGGUUUGAUCUGCCUUCGCCGCUGUCUCCUCCUCCUUCCUUGCCUUCUAUUCCCUGCUCUCCCUUGCCCUUCGUCCUUAUUCCAUCUCUGCGUCUCCUCUCUUCUCCCUUUUCCUCUUCCGGUUUCCAACUCUCGCGUUUUCUCGUACCACACGCGCACACGCACACUCACGCACACGCACACGCACACUCACGCACACGCACACGCACACGCACACUCACACUCACGCACACGCACA